Molecule: messenger RNA, 489 nt
Organism: Tripterygium wilfordii
Lineage: Eukaryota; Viridiplantae; Streptophyta; Magnoliopsida; Celastrales; Celastraceae
Exons: 2
Coding region: 41-412 (123 amino acids)
Source: RefSeq, a predicted model, not a curated record
CGCAUACCCGGAAUGGUUUCUUCAUCAGAUAACGGAAGAAAUGCUAGCCAUACAAGCUAGCUACCUCGUCUUCAACAAACUCAUUGUUCCUUCCUCUCCUUCUCCCCUGUUUUCAAAGAGAAACAAUGGCAGAAAGCGCAUUUCAACAUUGGCUAAAAGGAAUGAUUUGCCUGAGAAAUCAAGGAUCGAUCAAAAACCCAUCUUUCCAUUAAAAGUUUCAAACGCUCUUCUUGCUCGAUCUCUAGUUGGGGUGUUCGCUUUGGGAUUCAUUGAUGCUGGGUAUAGUGGGGAUUGGUCAAGGAUCGGUGUGAUCUCAAAAGAGAUUGAGGACUUGCUGAAGAUUGCUGCUUUUGUGAUUCUUCCACUCUGUAUCUUUUUCAUAUUCAAUAUCUACAAUGAACAAGAAUCUUGAACCUUUGAUCUGAAGCAUGUCAAAGUUCAAUCCUUUUUUGUUUCUGUUUUGUGUAUCAAUGAAAUAUAGAAUGUUCA